GAGUCGGUAUGGGUUGUCGAGCAGUGAGACUCAUUCCCAACGCUUUGCUUUUCCAGAUCCCUCUCGACAUCGUUGCUUGCAAUCCCGCCAACCUGGCUGUCGACGUCGAAUGCUUAAGACUCAGGCCCCCUCGCCGUCGCUUGACACAAAUUCUCAACAUGCACCGUCUCUGGCAGACCUGAGCAGGAACGCUUCGGUCAUCUCAUCUUCAUCUAGCUCAAGUUCCGUUUGUGAUCUUACUCUCCAAACCCCUACACGACCUCGUCCUAUACGAACUUUCUCCUCUCCCCACCGACCCCUUCGCUCUAGAAGCCCUCAGUCACCAAGUACGCCUCGGGGAUCCAAACCACCAGCAUACCUCGCCCGAGAGUUGGGUAUUGAAGAAGACUCGGAAGACAGAGCAACAGAGCUCAAACCGACUGAGCUCAAGCCACCUGCUUCUCGUGCCCAGUCGAGGUCAAGGAACAGUUCUGUCAACGGGCGUAUUAGCGCCAAUGACUUCGAGUUCGGGCGGGUGCUUGGGGAGGGCUCAUAUUCCGAAGUAAGGCUUGCUAGAAACAAGAACAAUGGCCAGGAGUAUGCCAUUAAAGUCCUGGAUAAAGGCCACCUCAAACGUAAGAAUAAGUUGAACGUCGCUAUCUCGGAGAAGAAUACACUCGUAAGACUCGGUUCUGGACAUCCCGGUAUCGUGCGACUACAUUCUGCAUUUCAAGACGACUGGAGUCUAUUCUUCGUUUUGGACCUCGUAAGAAAUGGCGACUUACAAUCCCGCAUAAAACGCUUGGGAUCGUUGUCAGUGGACUGUGCAAGAUAUUAUGCUGCGCAGAUCGUAGAUGCACUUGAUUACAUGCAUUCCAAGGGCGUGAUUCACCGUGACCUAAAACCGGAGAAUCUGCUGCUGGAUGAUGAUUUCCGUAUCAAAAUUACCGACUUUGGUACUGGGAAGAUCCUCGAUGCUGGAGGCGAGCGUGCGAAGACGUUUGUCGGCACGCCGGAAUACGUUUCUCCUGAAUUGCUUGAAGUUAGUGAGACAAGUAGAAGCUCUGACCUAUGGGCUUUGGGUUGCAUCAUUUAUCGAAUGAUCGCUGGUCAAUUUCCUUUUCAAGGACUUUCGGAGUAUCUUACAUUGGAGAAGAUCAAGAUACUCGAAUAUACUUUUCCGGAGGGUUUCGAUGAACAGGCAAAGGACCUGGUGCAGAAACUCCUUGUACGUGACCCAACACAACGUCUUGGGGCAGGAGAGCCAGAUAGUCCCAAUAGCAUGAAGGCACUCCGCUCACAUCCGUUCUUCAAUACAAUCAACUGGAGUACUCUUUGGACUGGUAAAGCGCCUCCAUUGGAACCCGGUCUUGUUAAAAGGGAACAAGAGACCAGCGGACGGUCCAGUUUGAAUAAUUGGGAAGAUGUUGGUGCCCAAUGGGACGAGAUGGUUGAUGGGGCGGCUGAUGGGGACGACAUGAGCUGGGCCUCGGAGGGGGACGGGGAGUACCAGCUUGGAGCACCAUCAGCAAAUGCUAAUGGUGUCAGUGGUGUCAAUGGACACCACGCACCUGAAGAGGUUGGGCCCAAAGACGAGCGCAGACCGUAUCAAUUCCCAGCGUUACCUCCGCCGGAUUCACCGGAUCCUGAGCCACAAGCACAGCUCGAAAUCGUACCAGACCCACAAACAUCUCCAUCAUCACAGACAAAUGGCCAGAAUUGCUCUGGAGUUCGUUUUGCUAAUGAGGAGAAGACCCAAGCGGAGAAGGAGGCGGAGGAAGGUAGGGACACGGUACCACCCACGUUGGAUGACAUUCCCGUGGCAGUGCGAACUCAACCUAUUGAUAUUCCUCCACGGACGAUUCGAGACUCGUAUUCUACGGGUUCAACUACAAGCUCUUCGGACGGUAGUCCCGUGGAUAAGCUCGCGAGUGCCCUUGAUGGCGUCGAGUUGAACCGGGGUCGAAACCGUGCUCAGACACCUAUCCAGGGGCACGCCCCGUCUAAGGAUGAAGAAUGGUCCAACCUUCUACAAUCAGGUGAAACGGUCAUAUUCAACGCGAAUGUGGAAACAAGUCCUCUCCGUCGUCGAGCGAGUCGCCUCCUGGCUAUGGCAGUGGCACCGAGACGAAAGUCGCGAGAGUUGGUGCUCACAGAUAGACGGCUUUUCUGUCUGAAACAUAAGCCUGGGAGGCCGUACUCCGUCAGAUACGAAUUUCCUCUACGACUUCCGCUUAAAGAGAAGGAAAGCAGGUAUCAUGUUACUGGCGUUGAACCGAAGGGCGACCGAGAGUUUGUAGUGUUGACGCAAUCCAAGUCACACUCCUUCGUCGCGUCGAGUCCUUCACUAGCUUCCAUAUGGAUCCGCAAGAUCCGGGAAGCAAUCGAGAAUGAAAGUAAACGAAAGGAAAGAAAUAGUCAGUCCAAUGAACGGACGUGAAAUGGGUUGUAAUUUGUUUUCUCUUUCUCAGUAUCCUUAUUCUCUCUCUUCAGUUGGGACCAAGAGACUUUCGUAGUUCCAUCAUCAACUCUCUCAUUUCCAUUCUCACUCACUCACUCUAUCUUACAUUGUAGGCACAUUGUAAUAAUGCUUCAUAGGUCCUUUCACUUGAGCCUUGUAUUUUGUAGAUCGUAACCUCGUCUUGUUCAGUUUUAAUUUUGUCUUUUCUGUGCAUCGUGCUAGUCCUCUUAACUAUCCUUUUUUUUCUCGCAUAUCUGUCCAAUCUCUUUUCUUGCUGGUGGUCCAGACUUGCUGCAUCAUGUAACUGAUAGCACUUAUGUAUUUAGGAUACGAAUCAACAUAUACGUCCAAUCUUUUCGACAC
Molecule: messenger RNA, 2803 nt
Organism: Somion occarium
Lineage: Eukaryota; Fungi; Basidiomycota; Agaricomycetes; Polyporales; Cerrenaceae
Source: the annotation of a GenBank genome assembly